ACGCACAGCGUGACGUGGGUGUCCGCUGCAGCUCGCGCCCGCCCGGCUUCUCUGGACGUACAGGGCUGGCGCAAGGCGCGCGCAUGCUCGGCAGACAGGGCAGCUGGGGUCUCGUGGCGCUGCAAUCUGUUGCGCCGCCGCCCACAAGAGCCGGCAGAUCCGGGUCUCGUGGCUAAAGAGUGACGUGGUCAAUCGAAUCAAAACAGAGGAAGGGGAGGAAGCCGGCGGCCAGGAGCGGCGGCGGUAGCGGCGUCCGGAGCAGCCGCAGCAUUCCGGAAGCUCCAGGCGGUCUUUCUGCCGAGCCUUGGUCCCGGCCCCUACCCUCCCCGCCCCAUCGGUUGUUGUCUGGGCGGAUUUAAACAGUCAAGUAAAAUCAAGCCGGGUAAUCAUGGCAGAAGGUGGAUUCGAUCCCUGUGAAUGUGUUUGCUCUCAUGAACAUGCAAUGAGAAGGCUGAUCAAUCUGUUGCGGCAGUCCCAGUCCUACUGCACAGACACAGAAUGUCUUCAGGAAUUGCCAGGACCCUCUGGUGAUAAUGGCAUCAGUGUUACUAUGAUCUUGAUGGCCUGGAUGGUUAUUGCAGUGAUCUUAUUCUUACUGAGACCUCCUAAUCUAAGAGGAUCCAACCUAUCUGGAAAGCCAACCAGUGCUAACAAUGGGCAAGACCCACCAGCUCCUCCUGUGGACUAACUUUAUGAUAUUGGAAGUGAAAAUAGUUAACACCUUGCAAGACCAAACAAAUGAAGAUGACCAGAGUACUCUUAACCCCAGUAGAACUGUUUUUCCUUUUGCAUCUGCAAUAUGGGAUGGUAUUCUUUUCAUGAGCUUCUAGAAAUUUCACUUGCAAGCUUAUUUUUGCUUCCUGUGUUAUAACCAUUCCUAUUUACAGUAUAUUUGAGUAAAUGAUUAUAUUAAAAAAAAUUACAUGGGGCUUUUUUGGUUGUCCUAAACUUAAACAUUCCACUCAUUCUGUUUGUAACUGUGAUCAUAAUUUUUUUGAAGAUUUCUGGCCUGAUUGAAGGAAAUUUGAGAGCUCUGCAUUUAAAUAUUUUAAAUAGUUUUGGUAGGUUUUUAAAUUGCUUUUUAAAAUAAGGUAUUUAUAAAGUUACUUAGGGUUGUCUGAGAUUGUAUGGAAGAAACUUAGAACCACACUGUAUUUACAUUGACUUUGGUAGUUUAUUUGUGGAUGGCAGUUUUCUCUAGUUCUUGGGACUGUAGCAGCUCUUAGAAUAUUUUAUAAAUUUCAGUUGAAAUCUGUAUCAUCUAUUACAACUGGCCCAGGUGGCUAGAAUAGGAGGAGAGAAAAAAUGAAAUGGUUGUUUACUAAUUUUUCUACUCCUAUUAAAAAUGUCUAAAGUAAUGAAAAUUUGAGUAAACAUCAUUGAUGAUUUACAGUCCAUUAUCUGACAUUUGUAAGUCACUGUGCACUAGCCUUACAAGGUUUAUGAGAGGAGGAAAAACUAAUUCUUUCUGCCAUUGUAAUCUAUAUAGUAAUUAUUUAAGCUAUAAUUUAUUUUUAAAAUGAGUGCCUCUGGGGAAGCUUCUUUUCUGUUCUAACACUUCCCUAUCUUAAAGGUGUAUCAGGGCCUGUUAGGUUACUGACAUUUGAAUGCCUAUUUACUUCAUUUUUUUAUUUGAAGAAAAAAUUGAGGCUUUUGUUAUGCUUCUGACUUAUAAAAAUCUUUAAUAAAUCCUUGGUUUAUUCCAAGGAAAAAUAAGGAAAAUGAGAACAAUCAAGGAUCUUUUUCUCACCCCUUGUCUCAUUUCUCUUUGGUAAUGGGAUGGAUUAAUUAAUUAAUUAAUGGGGUGGGAAGGAACUGUAAGUGAAAUUUUCAAAUGUAUAAAAUAGUAGAAGGUUGCAUUGUUUUGCUCAUUUUGGAAAAAAGUCAGUAUAAAUAGCAUUUAAAAAUCUGCGUGACCUGCAUGGUUAUGGAAUUUUUUUCCUAGCAAGUGAUUGCAGAUGAUUUGGGGGAAGUAGAAGAUAUUUUGCUAGCAAUGUAAGGAUCUUUUUCUCUUAGGUCAGUCUAACUUUUUACUGUAUAGAUCUGUUAAAUUACUUGUAUGAAUUAAAUAAACUUCUUUGUAUCAUUGUACUGCUUAAUAGUCUCUGAUACAAUUGUGUGACACGCAUAGGCUAUAUUUUCCCUUUCUGACUACAUUCUAGGCCACAAACAUUGUUAAGGCAUCAUUUCAUUAUAUAUUCCAAUAUUGACUGCUUGAAUUUCUCCUUAGCUUUGUGCUCAACUUCUUGAAAUAACAAACAACUCUUAAUUACUUGUGCUAAUAGAAGGUAACACAGGUAAGUUAUAUCCUGGAUAAACAAAUACCAUAGAGUAAAGGUUUUGUUCUUUUGCUGUGGCCUACUAGAAGGCUUCCUAGCUCUGUAGUUGGUAAAGUAUUGAAAGCAGAAAGCACCAGAACAGCAUAAAAUGGAGCUAACUCCCUUUUUCUGCCCUUGUCCCUUGAACUUUGAAGGGUUGACCACAUAUCCUAACAAUCUGUUGUUCUCUGAGCUGCUAGGAAGCCAGUCCCUGGCAGAGAUAACGGAUGUAGUCACUGAACCUGUAGCCUGCAAAUAAUUGAGAAUGGCUUUGGUAGAAUAAGUUGCCAGAACAUGGAUACAGAAUGUUCAGUAUUAGACACUUGAAAAUCUGGAUUCUUAUUCCUAGUUCUGUCACAUAUACUUAAUUGACAUAUUAUAAGCGUUUUCAUAUAUGGGCCAUUUAGUUAGUAACAAAUGUUCUUGGUGAAAUAUUUAGUCUUGGAUUUUUUUGCUUGUAAAAUUUCUCUGCAUUUCUGAGACAGUGUACUGCACAUACUCUUGUUAAUCUAACUAGUAAUUUCUAUUUAAUUCUUAAAGCUUCUAUGUGUGGCCUUUUUAUGAGUACACCCUUAAAUCAUUACUUAGCUUGUAAAUAUCCAAUGAACUGUGGUUAUAAUUUUUAAAAAACUAGUCU
Otolemur garnettii (small-eared galago) is the source of this 2955-nucleotide messenger RNA. It is a transcript of the gene SMIM14, whose product is annotated as small integral membrane protein 14. The record is from RefSeq and is a predicted model, not a curated record. Gene Ontology annotation, cellular component: endoplasmic reticulum. NCBI's taxonomy places the organism in Eukaryota, Metazoa, Chordata, Mammalia, Primates, Galagidae. Bases 389 to 688 code for a protein of 99 amino acids. The transcript has 5 exons.